CCAACCGUGACAAAUACAACGCAGAGGAACGGUGAACUCAGCUCAGGCCAGCCGGUGAAAGAUGGCGUCUCUUCUGCAGCCAGAUAGAGUCGUCUAUCUGGUUCGUGGAGAGAAAAGGAUAAGAGCCCCGUUAUCCCAGCUUUAUUUUUGUCGGUAUUGUAGCGAGUUGAGGUCGCUGGAAUGUGUGUCUCAUGAGGUGGACUCCCAUUACUGUCCAAGUUGUCUGGAGAACAUGCCAUCAGCUGAAGCUAAGCUCAAAAAGAACAGGUGUGCGAAUUGUUUUGACUGCCCGUGUUGCAUGCACACGUUGUCAACCCGGGCCACUAACAUCCCAGCUCCUCUGCCUGACGAUCCUACCAAGACAACCAUGAAGAAAGCCUACUAUCUGGCCUGCGGUUUCUGCCGCUGGACCUCAAGGGAUGUAGGAAUGGCUGACAAAUCAGUUGCCAGUGGUGGAUGGCAGGAGCCAGAAAACCCCCAUGCUCAGCGGAUCUCCAAGCUGAUUGAAUAUUACCAACAACUCGCUCACCGAGAGAAGCAGGAGAGGGACAGGAAGAAGCUGGCAAGGAGGCGACAGUGCAUGCCCCUGGCAUUCUCGCAACACACUAUUCAUGUGGUGGAAAAAUACGGCCUUGGAACCAGACUGCAGAGGCAGAAGCCUGGAGCCCCCAUAUCUACCCUGGCUGGACUUUCCCUUAAAGAAGGUGAGGACCAGAAGGAGAUCACCAUAGAACCGGCCCAGGCCCUUGAUGAAGUAGAGCCCCUGCCUGAGGAUUGUUACACUAGACCUGUCAGUUUACCCGAAGUGACCACGCUGCGCCAGAGGCUGCUGCAGCCGGACUUCCAACCUGCAGGAGCCUCUCAGCUGCACCCCAGACACAAACACCUCCUGAUGAAGCGCUCGCUGCGCUGCAGGAAAUGCGAGCACAACCUGAGCAAGCCAGAGUUUAAUCCAACUUCAAUCAAGUUCAAAAUACAGCUGGUGGCUGUGAGCUACAUCCCUGAAGUAAGAAUAAUGUCCAUUCCAAACCUCCGACACAUGAAGGAGAGUCAGGUGCUGCUUACCCUGACCAACCCAGUGGAGAACAUCACCCAUGUCUCACUGGCUGCUUGUAAAGAAGAAGAUCCUGAUGACAUUAACAGCACUGCCAAGGUUCUUGUUCCCAAUAAGGAACUGGUGUUGGCAGGAAAAGAUGCUGCAGCUGAGUACGAUGAACUGGCUGAACCUCAAGACUUCCAGGAUGACCCAGACAUUGUUGCCUUCAGGAAGUCUAAUAAGAUUGGUUUCUUCAUCAAAGUGAUCCCUCAGAAAGAAGAGGACACAGAUGUCACCGUUUCAUUUAGGAUGUGCCAUGACUUCCGUAACCUCGCGGCUCCAAUCCGGCCGAGCGAGGAGGGAGGCGACGCUGCUCCGGAGGCUAUUUGGCUCACGCAUCAUGUAGAGCUGAGGCUGGGGCCACUCGCUCCCUGAGUGCACGUAAAAGCCUUGGGCUAUUUUAACUAGUCUCUUUAAACUAGAGUUCAUUUAAUGGAAACUGAUCUCUGGUUCCGCUCCGAGCUUCAGAUGCUUUUGUUUUAGUUUACCUUACUUCUCCAGUGGUUGCAAAGUAGCCAUCAUCUGCUGCUCAGUCCAUUAUAAAAUUAUAGGAAGCUACUUUUGACCACCGACUGGUGCAUCGGUUUCACCUCCCUUUGAAUGAUUGUUGUGCUGCGACUCCAGGUGAAAGGUUAUAUUUCACUACAUCAUCCUCUUUCUCUGUUUAAACACUAUACAGUCUGUUAGUACGAAGCAGUUUCAGUGUGGGAGUUUAGGAUGUAUUGAUGUUGUUCAAACAGUGUUUUCUUUAUUCCCUGUGUCUGUAUGUGGUUAUAAUUCACUGUAGCGCUGAGCUGGUGCGACCCGUUCAGACUGAGCGAGUGAAAUCAGUGAGCAGAAUCAGAAGUAAGAGAUGAGAACAAUCUGAGUCUCAACAUCGGCUCUUGUUUAUGUAUCUUUGUCAGCAUCAUUUUCUGCAGACCAUAGUUUUGUAUUUGCUUGCAUGCUUUAUCUAUACGAAAUACAGCAAAUGCUAAAAAUUGUCUAAACUAACCUGCCAAUAUUUCAGUGUUGUACUGGAACCUAUUUAAAUCACUUCUUACAGUUUAAUCAUUUCCACUUGAAGUUUGCAGACUAAGAAGACUUCUUAGUGUGUUUAGCAGCUCAUUGGAAUUGCAUACAAAGCUUAUUAAUCUAAGAUCACCUGCAUUUUAUACACCCAGACAGAAAGUAUACUUCGCUGCCCUUCUACAGGGCAGAUCAUAGGUCAUCUCUGCACUGUUGUCACACUUCACACCUUUACAUGCAACGGCCUCCAUAAAGCUGCAGGAAGCUCGGUAAAAUAGUUUUAGGUACAAAAAGCUCAUCAUGUAUUUGUACGUCAACUUUUUCCCUUCCUCUUGGCUUGCAAACAUUACUGACUAGCCUGUAGGUGUGUGUUGUGCAAAACUGUCUGAUGUGUCAUCUUAGAAAAAGCAGAGCUGUACAUUACAAUUAACCCGCACUACUGGCUAAUAAAAUAUGCUGUAAUGAUGAUGGUUCACAUGACUUUUACAUCAUUUAAUCAAGAGGUGCUUUUUGUUUUCUUUUAUUGGAUGAUUUAUGGAGUAUCUUCACACCCAGCACAUACAAUAAAAGCAUUUAACCAGAA
Girardinichthys multiradiatus is the source of this 2687-nucleotide messenger RNA. RefSeq names its product dynactin 4 (gene dctn4). The coding region runs from base 62 to 1471 and encodes 469 amino acids. NCBI's taxonomy places the organism in Eukaryota, Metazoa, Chordata, Actinopteri, Cyprinodontiformes, Goodeidae. Gene Ontology annotation, cellular component: dynactin complex. The record is from RefSeq and is a predicted model, not a curated record. The transcript is spliced from 14 exons.